AUGCGUUUUCUUUUCGUCCAUUACAUCUUCCCUUCUUCUCUUACCCGUGCCUCCAACCGAACAUGCUGGAAGGAUGGCUUUGACAUUUCAUCCAACUAUUACGACAACGUCCCAGACACUGGUGAGGUUAGGGAGUACUGGUUCAAUAUUGAUAACACCACUGCUGCCCCUGAUGGUGUUGAGCUACCUGCUCAGUUAAUCAACGGCUCUUUCCCAGGUCCCACUAUCAUUGCUGACUGGGGGGAUACCGUUGUUAUUCACGUCACGAACUCCUUGCAGACCAAUGGUAGCGGUCUUCAUUUCCACGGAAUCCGUCAAAAUCACACGAACCAGAUGGAAGGCGUUCCUAGCCUUACUCAAUGUCCUGUUGAUCCGGGCGACUCUUACACCUACCGUUGGCAUGCUGUGGAAUACGGAACCGGUUGGUACCACUCGCACUUCUACGUUCAAGCCUGGGACGGAGUGUUCUGUGGUGUCCUCAUCAACGGACCAGCAACUGCCAACUACGAUGUUGAUCUUUAUCAUGUCUUCUUGAACGAUUGGUAUCACCAAACGGCCGACCAACUCCUUCUCCAAGCCGCAACCGGAGGACCUCCCACAGCCCCGAACGGUUUGAUCAAUGGAACCGAUGUUUGGGGAGAACUGGGUUCGCGCUGGGAGACCACCUUCACACCAGGAACUCACUAUCGUAUGCGUGUGGUGAAUGCUGCUGCUGACCAGCACUUCCGUUUCAUGAUCGAUGACCACGAGCUAGAGGUCAUUGCCAACGACUUCGUGCCCAUUGUUCCCUUCACCACCAAUCAACUCAAUGUCGGGAUGGGUCAGCGAUAUGAUGUUAUUGGUAUCAUUCGUUAUGACAACUCCUCCACUGCAGACCCAACCACCACUGCCUGGAGCUACACUGACUCCUGUGCCGAUGAGGCGGCGUCUGAUCUCGUGCCUUACCUCCAGGUCAAUGUCUCCGAAAGUUCUUAUUACGAUGAAAGUGAGAAUGUUGAGGUUCAAGUUACCGAUAAUGCCAUGCUGUGGUUGAUGAACGGAACGUCCUUCGACACCCAAUGGGAAUACCCCACUUUGAUGCAAGUGGCCGAAAACAACCAGACGUGGCUCGAAAAGCAGCGUGUCAUUCAUCUCCCCGAGGCUAACAAAUGGAUGUACUUUGUCAUCCAUUCCCCUUUCGGUCAGGACCACCCUAUGCAUAUGCAUGGCCACGACUUCUGGGUCCUUGGUUCGGGAUACGGUAACUUUGAUACGUCAAUGAGGGAUGGUCUUACUUUGGUGAACGCUCCACGUCGCGAUGUUGUCAUGCUGCAUGCCAGUGGAUACGUCGCUAUUGCCAUGAAGACCGUCAACCCUGGCGUCUGGCUCAUGCAUUGCCACAUCGCUUGGCACACCUCUGAAGGAUUUGCCGUUCAGCUCCUCGAGCAUGAGUCAGAGAUCCAGAUUAAUGAUAGCAUCCUUAACUCGAACUGCAAGGCUUGGUCAGAAAAUGCUAUUACCGACGAUGUCGUUCAGCACGAUUCGGGUAUCUAG
This is a messenger RNA of Penicillium longicatenatum, 1533 nucleotides long. Its product is annotated as extracellular dihydrogeodin oxidase/laccase. The coding region runs from base 1 to 1533 and encodes 510 amino acids. Lineage: Eukaryota; Fungi; Ascomycota; Eurotiomycetes; Eurotiales; Aspergillaceae. The record is from RefSeq and is a predicted model, not a curated record. The transcript is spliced from 6 exons. Gene Ontology annotation, molecular function: oxidoreductase activity; copper ion binding.